Rotaria sp. Silwood1 is the source of this 2859-nucleotide messenger RNA. The record is from the annotation of a GenBank genome assembly. Lineage: Eukaryota; Metazoa; Rotifera; Eurotatoria; Philodinida; Philodinidae.
AUGCAACAUUAUGGCCGUCCAACAACGAUACUUUCUGUUGCUAUACAUCAAUCGACAGAUGAUGGACUAAAUCGUUCUCAAUUGAAUGAAGUUGAUUUGCGAAAAUAUUUUCAACAAUUUGGUCACAUUAUCGGUUGUCAAUGGGAAGAAAAUGAACAUGCAAAAAAAGCUUUUCUCGAAUUCAAGGAUUAUGAUUCGGUCGAUCAAGUUAUGCUCUACACAGGAUCACAUGAAAUAAAUAAAAUCAAAGUGAAAGUUCAAAAAGAAAUGCAAGCACCACGAAGACGAGAUCGAGAUGGUCCGAACAAUCAUCCACGUCCAUACUGUGUUCAUAUAACGAAUUUACCACCAAGUAUUACCAGCGAACAACUAUCAUUGAUCUUUGAAGUACAUGUUGCCGAUAUUUUGAUUCGGCCACAAGCGAUCCCAGAGGAGAAUGAGAUCUCUGAAAUGUUGCCUUGGGAAGCUUCGAUAAAACAUUCGGGUAAUCAUCAAAUUGUUGAAAAACUUGUCAAAAAACUAGGAAGAAGACAAUUGGACAGUUACACAAUACAAUGUGAAUGCAUCCAAGAAGAAGUGCAUCCGUCUCAACUUUGUGAGCAAUUCGAAAUAGGUCAAUGUAAAUACCAGAAUGAUUGCAAUUUCAAACACUGGAUGUGUAAUGAACCGGACACAUGUGAAGAUGAAAAUUGUUGGUUUGGUCAUAAUGAACGUAGAACACUCAAAUCAAAUAGUCGACCAAGAAAAGAGCGAAAUUCAACCUAUCGUAUUAAACUAUGUAACUUGCCGUCGAAUGUAACAAUUGAACAGCUCAUGAGUCGUCUAAAUAUUGAAAGCAAAUCGAUGCACAAUGUCAAACUCUCACCCGAACCAUGUCAAAAUGGGACGAGAACGGCCUAUUAUGCAAAUCAAGUGUCAGAGAAUUAUACUCGUAAACUAGUUCGUAAAUGGCACAAUCAACAUUUUUCUGAUCAAUCUUCUCGAUUGAUAAAAUGUCAGGUAGAAUAUAAUGUCGCGAUAUUCGAUUGGAAUUACCAACCAGCUGAAUCAGUUCUAAUGAGAGAUGAACUACAAUCAUCUCACAUUCCUUCGGCCGUGAAGCUUAAAUCAAUUGUACCUGAAGCUCUUGCUCAGGAUGUACAAUCGAUUAUGAAUGUUGAAAACCCUUCUCCAAUUUCAUCUGCUCAACAUCAAACUUGGGCAGAUCGUGUCAAGCCUUCUCCUUCAAAACCGAAGAAGCAUCCAACGAAAUCUAUUUUCUCAAAUUCCUCUAUCGAUAUGCCAUCUGAUAUGGCCAAAUAUGCGCCACAGUGGCGUUGGAUUAAUGAAAAAACAUUUGAAAAUUCUCAUGAAAAAAUCGAAGAGUACACUGUGGUAUCAAUAAGUGAUGAAAAUCGAAUAGCCACCAUGAGAAUCUUUCUAUCGGGCGAUGAUAACAAUAAUGCUCGUUUUCGAGCGUGUCAUGAGUUGAAGAUUCUGGAAAAGUUACAAAGUAUAACUAUUCUCUACAAUGUGUUUGUUUUUGGCAAUAUCCAUGGUUUCUAUUUAGGUCUCAAGUCUGUUCCAAAAUUGAUCACAAACAAUAUUCAUUCAUCGGAUAAACAAAGUAGAAAUCAGGAUAAAUUUUGGAUUAUUAUAGAAAAUGUUCAAGGCAUAACACUCAAAGAUUUUUUGAAUGAACAUAGAAAAUUAAGCAUUUCUGAUGCUAUUGUCAUUAGUCGAAAAUUAUUAUUGACUAUCAAACACUUUCAUGCUUGCAAUGUUAUCCAUCGAAAUCUUGAGCCUCAAAAUAUUAUUGUAAAAAAUUUUCAACGAGAUGAAAAUGAAUUGACAAAUAUGAAGAAGCUCCAAUUUGUCAUUAUCAAUUUUAAUUUAGCAGUGAUCAAUGAUAGUAAUAUUCCAUUUAGUAAACAAGACGAUUUUACAUUGUAUGGAAAACAACAUUGUAAUGAAUUUGAAAAAAUUUUUCAUGUAACUGAUCCAGCUACAACCAAUCACACGUUCUAUCGAGUACCACAACUCGAGUUACGAUCAAUGGAAGAACUCGAAUUAUCAACUACCGAUGAACAACAACGUAUCGACGAACUUCGAAGUCCGACCAUUGAUAUGAGUCAUAUAUGUGCCAUUCUCUUUUGGCUAAUUACUAAACGAGUACCAGGAGCACCAAAAGAUAUCAACGAUCAAGCACCACAUGAACUAUCCGAUAAUAUCAAAUUAAUUGAGACGAAAUUACGAGAAAUUACAGGUGUAUGGAAUGGAAAAGAACUAUUUGAUCAUCUAAAACAGCAUUUAAACUUGAUAUUUGAUCGUGGUUUCGCCAAGUUUGGACUUCCAUGGUCUUUUAAUGAGCUUACAUUUCAAUUUAAAUUUCUACGUGAAUUGAUCGCUAAUGAAAGAAGUAUGGAUUCAACCGCUUACUGGCCGAAAUCAAUAGAAAAUUCUCCAUUGAUUUCAUUCAAUAUGAACGAUCGAUUUCUUCGUGCAGCAACAUUUAUUGAUCAUGCCAAACAAUACAUUGCCAGUCGUUAUACGAAUUCUACUGUUCGUUGGGCAACUGCAGAGAAGAGUCGUUGGUCAGGCAAUAGUGAACGUUUAGAAAACUACGAUGAAGUAACUAUUGAAUGGCCAAAGAAUCGUAAACAUGUUAUUACAACAAUCUGGCAUGUGUCUAUCAGUCCUAAUGACGAUCUCGGUAUCACUGUUAUAACAAAAACUCAUGAAAAGUCAGAAAUUGAAUUACCACUUGGUACAUGGGAGAAAGGACAAGCUAAUGCUAUGAAACAAAUAGCAAUAAGUCUUGAGACAAAAAUAAAAGUGUUAAUGAAAAUUCUUUGUUCAAAUGAAAGUCAUACUAGUUAG